Molecule: messenger RNA, 1047 nt
Organism: Helianthus annuus (common sunflower)
Lineage: Eukaryota; Viridiplantae; Streptophyta; Magnoliopsida; Asterales; Asteraceae
Product: probable leucine-rich repeat receptor-like protein kinase At1g35710
Exons: 2
Coding region: 1-1047 (348 amino acids)
Molecular function (GO): protein binding
Source: RefSeq, a predicted model, not a curated record
AUGUUAGCCCAUCUCGAGACCCUCCACCUUCAAGAAAAUAACUUAAAUGGUUCAAUACCGAAAGAGAUUAGUAAACUGACCUUUCUCUCUGAGCUUGCCUUGUAUGAUAAUUCUCUUGAAGGAGAAUUGCCUCCAACAUUGGGUAACUUAGGAAAUUUGACUCAUUUAUUUCUUGAUCGAAAUAAGCUUUCUGGUCAAAUUGCACCUAACAUUGGUAAUUUGAAGUCUUUGAGUAUUCUACACUUGUUUAAAAAUCAACUGUCUGGGCCCAUUCCAAUUGAAUUAGGGAAUUUGAAGUCUCUCACUGAGUUGCAACUUCACGAAAAUAAUCAACUUUUUGGUCCCAUUCCCAUUGAACUAGGGAAUUUAAAGUUUCUCGUUAAGCUGGAUGUUAGCGAAAAUCAACUUAGUAGUUCAAUUCCGUCAUCGUUGGGUAAUUUAGGGUCUUUGAAUCUUCUACACUUGUUUAAAAAUCAACUAUAUGGGCCCAUUCCUAUCAAAUUAGGGAAUUUGAAGUCUCUCAUUGGGAUGGAACUUCAAGAAAAUCUACUCAAUGGUUCAAUUCCUUCAUCGUUGGGUAAUUUGAAGUCUUUAAAUCUCUUAUACUUGUAUAAAAAUCGACUCUCUGGACCCAUUCCUAUUGAACUAGGGAAUUUAGAGUUUCUAGCUAGGCUUGAUUUUAGCGAAAAUCAACUCAUUGGUUCAAUUCCAUCAUCCUUUGGUAAAUUGAAGUCUUUAGAUUUCCUAAACUUGUUUAAAAAUCAGCUUUCUGGGCCCAUUCCUAACAAAUUAGGGAAUUUGAAGUAUCUCACUGAUCUAGAACUUCACGAAAAUCGACUCAUUGGUUCAAUUCCUUCAUCAUUGGGUAACUUGAAGUCUUUGAAUAUAUUAUUCUUGUACAGGAAUAAUCUUUUUGGUCCCAUUCCUAUUGAACUAGGGAAUUUAAAGUCUCUUAUUAAGCUGGAUCUUAGCGAAAAUCGACUUAGUGGUUCAAUUCCGUCAUCAUUGGGUAAUUUGAAGUCUUUUGAAUAUUCUACAGUUGUUUAA